AUCAAUGAAUCCAUGAAGCCACUCAACUGCCCUGAACUGCUAUCCCUUUAUGACUCUUACUCCACCAAGGCUUACCUAAUGAAGGAAGGAAACCUAAGCAAAGGAGCAGUCCAGUUCAUCGAGGACUUGAUGAAUGAGGAUGCCGGAUUAUAUGACUCCCUCCUGGAGACGCUGAGGAGUUUUAGCAUCUUCUACUCCAAAAGCACAGAAUUUACAGAGAUCACUGGUGGCUUUGACCAACUCCCUAAUGGCCUCAGUGCCAUCCUGAAGCCAGGCACCAUCCAUCUGGGGUCCAAAGUAGAAAGAGUGGUGAGAAAUGGAACAAAGGUUGAGGUUUCCUACCGCACAGCUGGGCCCACGUCUUCACUGCAGAACCUCACAGCAGACUAUGCCAUCAUCUCUGCCUCAGCCAAGGCCACACGCCUCAUCACCUUCCAGCCACCCCUGUCCCCAAACAAAACGCAUGCCCUGGGCUUGUUGCAUUACUCCAGUGCCACCAAGGUGGCAUUAGUGUGCAACGAACGUUUCUGGGAAAAGGAGGGCAUACGAGGUGGGAGCUCCAUCACGGACCGGCCCUCCCGCUUCAUCUACUAUCCCAGCCACAGCCUGCCAGGUGGCAAGGGCAUGCUGCUGGCCUCUUACACUCUGGGUGAUGAUUCCCUGUUCUUUACCUCCAUGAAGGAUGACCAGGUGGUGGAUAUCAUCCUGGAUGACCUGGCCGCAGUGCACCAGCAAUCCAAGGAGGAGCUAAAGCGCAUGUGCCCUGAGUCAGUGCGCAAGCAAUGGUCCCUGGACCCCCUCACCCUUGGCGCUUUUGCUGAGUUCACACCCUACCAAUAUGUGGACUAUUCGAAGCAGCUCUCCCAGCCAGAGGGCCACAUCUACUUUGCUGGGGAGCACACAAACCUACCUCAUGGCUGGAUAGACACUGCCAUCAAGUCUGGCAUCUGGGCUGCCAAGAACAUUCAAGAUGCAGUGGAUAAGGAGGCCCCUCAGGGACAGAUGGCUCUGUAG
Messenger RNA from Psammomys obesus (fat sand rat), 1014 nucleotides. RefSeq names its product L-amino-acid oxidase-like. The record is from RefSeq and is a predicted model, not a curated record. The transcript is spliced from 3 exons. Gene Ontology annotation, molecular function: L-amino-acid oxidase activity; polyamine oxidase activity. Lineage: Eukaryota; Metazoa; Chordata; Mammalia; Rodentia; Muridae. Gene Ontology annotation, biological process: amino acid catabolic process. The annotation marks the transcript as partial.